AUGGCAUUAAACAAAAAUAACAUUACAUAUAUGACAACAACAAAAGAUAAAUUUGUUGUUGUAUAUGAUACAACUGUUAUAACUUAUGAUUUUAACUUAAAAGAAUUGAAUUGUUACAGUUGUGAUUCUUAUUCUGUCCCUUUCAUAGCAAAUUAUGACACGGGAAUUACAUUAGAAAUUUUAAAUUUCUAUCAAGAUUAUUAUUAA
This is a messenger RNA of Hepatospora eriocheir, 207 nucleotides long. The record is from the annotation of a GenBank genome assembly. Lineage: Eukaryota; Fungi; Microsporidia; Hepatosporidae.